This is a messenger RNA of Diospyros lotus (date-plum), 1458 nucleotides long. RefSeq names its product GATA transcription factor 12-like. The coding region runs from base 224 to 1228 and encodes 334 amino acids. Gene Ontology annotation, biological process: positive regulation of DNA-templated transcription. Gene Ontology annotation, cellular component: nucleus. The transcript has 2 exons. Lineage: Eukaryota; Viridiplantae; Streptophyta; Magnoliopsida; Ericales; Ebenaceae. Gene Ontology annotation, molecular function: sequence-specific DNA binding; zinc ion binding. The record is from RefSeq and is a predicted model, not a curated record.
CUGGUCAAAAUCCUCAAUUUUAGGUGUCCGAUGGCCCAUUCAAAACCCUCCUCUUCCUUCUCGCUCUCUCUCUCUCUCUUCACCAAGUAAUUCUCGCCAUUCACUCUCACUCUCUCUCUUCUCUCUCUCUCUCUGUAUUUUCUCUCUCUUCACUCUCAAUCGAUACUCACUCUCCUUCUCCCGUCCCCUCGUUCGACCGGCUCACAAGGAGAAGAACCCUCCCAUGGAAACUCCAGCAUUCUUCCAGCCAGCCCAAUUCACGCCCGAGAAGCGCCACGCAGAUGCCAAGCCCCCCUCCGCAGACCAUUUCAUCAUCGAGGACCUCCUCGACUUCCCCACCGACGACUCGCCAGGCGUCGCCGACGCCGCCGACGUCCUCCCCGGAACCUCCACCGAGUCCUCCACUGUCACGGCCGUCGACAGCUGCAACUCCUCCUUCUCCGGCGGUGACCCUCCAUUCUCCGGCGACAUCGCCUGCCGCAGCGGCUUCCCUGACGCUCCCUUGUCUGGCGACCUCUGCGUCCCGUACGAUGACUUAGCAGAGCUUGAAUGGCUUUCUAAUUUCGUCGAAGAAUCGUUUUCCAGCGAGGAUUUGCAGAAGCUCCAGAUUAUAUCCGGGGCGAAAAUCGGACCCAGCCCGGAGCCCGAAACCCGUCAGUUCCAGCCCGAACCGAACAGGAACAGUCCGGUGUUUUCCCAUGAAGUGUCGGUGCCGGGAAAAGCCCGGAGCAAACGCUCACGCGCCGCCCCCUGCGACUGGACGUCCCGGCUGUUGGCGCUCUCUCCAGCAGCGCCACCGCCGCUACCCGAACCCGACAUGGUAUCCAGCUCCAGCAAGAAGGCUGUGAGGGUAGCGCCGAAGAGGAAAGACGGGGGGGAGAACUCCGGCGGCGACGGGCGGAAGUGCCUGCAUUGCGCCACCGAGAAGACGCCACAGUGGCGGACGGGUCCGAUGGGUCCGAAGACGCUGUGCAACGCUUGCGGGGUGAGGUACAAGUCGGGCCGGCUCGUGCCCGAGUACCGACCCGCCGCCAGCCCGACGUUCAUGCUAACGAAGCACUCGAAUUCCCACCGGAAAGUUUUGGAGCUACGGCGGCAGAAGGAGCUGCAGAGAGCUCAGCAGCAGCAGCAGCAGCUUCUUCACCAGAGCAUGAUGUUCGAUGUAUCCAACGGCGACGACUACUUGAUCCACCAGCAUAUCGGGCCGGACUUUCGGCAGCUGAUCUGAGCCAGCCAGUUUUAGCACCGAAUUCUUUAGGGAAUUUUCCAAAAUUUUCUCAUUUGCUUAACUUUGAUAGGAAAAAGGAGACUACCCAGAAAAAGAAAAUUAAAAAAAAAAAAAAAACAAAAACAAAAUCAAAACCGAAUUUGCUUCUGUUCGCCGGAAUUUGGCGCAUUUUUGGACUGAUUUUUCCUGAGUUAUCAAUAGUUUAAUUUCAUUGAUUAGUUGAGUUCUCU